This is a messenger RNA of Oncorhynchus kisutch (coho salmon), 4365 nucleotides long. Its product is annotated as tRNA (cytosine(34)-C(5))-methyltransferase, mitochondrial-like. Gene Ontology annotation, molecular function: RNA methyltransferase activity. Gene Ontology annotation, cellular component: mitochondrial large ribosomal subunit. The record is from RefSeq and is a predicted model, not a curated record. NCBI's taxonomy places the organism in Eukaryota, Metazoa, Chordata, Actinopteri, Salmoniformes, Salmonidae. Gene Ontology annotation, biological process: rRNA methylation.
GUCUGGUAUAUUCACUACAUACUGUACUCUACAGUCUGGUAUAUUCACUACCUACUGUACUCUACAGUCUGGUAUAUUCACUACCUACUGUACUCUACACACUUGAAUGAUAUUUUGACCAUUUUUGGUACUGUAAUGCUGUUGUAUAUGAACUGGUACAUCAUAGUUCAUUCACCUGGCUUUAUACCUGUAAAUAUAUAUUACCUCUAAGCUCUGGUCCAGAGACUGACCCCGUUUCUACUCUGCAUAGAGACUGACCCCGUUUCUAAACUGCAUAGAGACUGACCCUGUUUCUACUCUGCAUAGAGACUGACCCCAUUUCUACUCUGCAUCGAGACUGACCCUGUUUCUACUCUGCAUAGAGACUGACCCCAUUUCUACUCUGGUCCAAAGACUGACCCCGUUUCUACUCUGGUCCAGAUACUGACCCCGUUUCUACUCUGCAUCGAGACUGACCCCGUUUCUACUCUGGUCCAGAGACUGACCCCGUUUCUACUCUGCAUAGAGACUGACCCCGUUUCUACUCUGCAUAGACUAACCCCAUUUCUACUCUGCAUAGAGACCGACCCCGUUUCUACUCUGCAUCAAGACUGACCCCGUUUCUACUCUGCAUAGAGACUGACCCCGUUUCUACUCUGCAUAGCGACUGACCCCGUUUCUACUCUGCAUAGCGACUGACCCCGUUUCUACUCUGCAUAGCGACUGACCCCGUUUCUACUCUGCAUAGCGACUGACCCCGUUUCUACUCUGCAUAGAGACUGACCCCGUUUCUACUCUGCAUAGCGACUGACCCCGUUUCUACUCUGCAUAGAGACUGACCCCGUUUCUACUCUGCAUAGCGACUGACCCCGUUUCUACUCUGCAUAGCGACUGACCCCGUUUCUACUCUGCAUAGCGACUGACCCCGUUUCUACUCUGCAUAGCGACUGACCCCGUUUCUACUCUGCAUAGAGACUGACCCCGUUUCUACUCUGCAUAGCGACUGACCCCGUUUCUACUCUGCAUAGAGACUGACCCCGUUUCUACUCUGCAUAGCGACUGACCCCGUUUCUACUCUGCAUAGAGACUGACCCCGUUUCUACUCUGCAUAGAGACUGACCCCGUUUCUACUCUGCAUCGAGGCUGACCCCGUUUCUACUCUGCAUCGAGACUGACCCCGUUUCUACACUGCAUAGAGACUGACCCCGUUUCUACUCUGCAUAGAGACUGACCCCAUUUCUACACUAGAUGUAUCAAGUCAUUUUAUUGUUUGACUGUAGGCCACACCUUACCAUGUGAACGGGGUCACGGGGUCAGUCUUGUCCUGUAUCACCUUACCAUGUGAACGGGGUCAGUCUUGUCCUGUAUCACCUUACCAUGUGCACGGGGUCAGGGGGUCAGUCUUGUCCUGUAUCACCUUACCAUGUGAACGGGGUCAGGGGUCAGUCUUGUCCUGUAUCACCUUACCAUGUGCACGGGGUCAGGGGUCAGUCUUGUCCUGUAUCACCUUACCAUGUGAACGGGGUCAGGGGGUCAGUCUUGUCCUGUAUCACCUUACCAUGUGAACGGGGUCAGGGGUCAGUCAUGUCCUGUAUCACCUUACCAUGUGCACGGGGUCAGGGGGUCAUUCUUGUCCUGUAUCACCUUACCAUGUGAACGGGGUCAGGGGGUCAGUCAUGUCCUGUAUCACCUUACCAUGUGAACGGGGUCAGGGGUCAGUCAUGUCCUGUAUCACCUUACCAUGUGAACGGGGUCAGGGGUCAGUCAUGUCCUGUAUCACCUUACCAUGUGAACGGGGUCAGGGGUCAGUCAUGUCCUGUAUCACCUUACCAUGUGAACGGGGUCAGGGGUCAGUCAUGUCCUGUAUCACCUUACCAUGUGAACGGGGUCAGGGGUCAGUCAUGUCCUGUAUCACCUUACCAUGUGAACGGGGUCAGGGGUCAGUCAUGUCCUGUAUCACCUUACCAUGUGAAUGUAUCUUGUACAUUUCCAUAACAUGUUACUUUAGUCACACAGCUACAUUCUUGGGAUUUCAGUCACAUUUUCUACCUUGUAAAUUUUUGUUAUAAAAUGCUAAUAAAUGCGUAUAUGAUUUGUACCCUUGUCUCUAUUCCAAACUCUUUUGUCCUCCACAAUCACCCGGCUUCAACCCAAUUUGAGAUGGUUUGGGAUGAGUUGGAUCGCAGAGUGAAGGAAAAGCAGCCAACAAGUGCUCAGCAUGUGUGGGAACUCCUUCAAGACUGUUGAAAAAGCAUUCCAGGUGAAGCUGGUUGAGAGAAUGCCAAGAGUGUGCAAAGCUGUCAUCAAGGCAAAGGGUGGCUACUUUGAAGAAUCUCAAAUAUACAAUAUUUUUUUUUAUUUAACACUUUUUGUUUGGUAACUACAGGAUUCCAUAUGUGUUAUUUCAUAGUUUUGAUGUCUUCACUAUUAUUCUACAGUGAAGAAAAUUGUCAAAAUAAAGAAACUCUAAUGAGUAGGUGUAUACGAUUUGUACCCGUAUCUAUUCCAAAAUCUGUGGGUCUCAAUUUUGCUUGAUGUUAGGGAGGGGAACUGAGUUUAAAAUAGCCAAGGAGAAGGGGGUAAAUUAUAAGAGACGGACACGUCUAAAGUAAAACAUGAAUGAAAUGUCAGUCAGUUAGUCAACCGUUUGCUUAAAUUGAUUUAAUUCGGAUUUAUUUAUGAAAUGUUUAGACGUUUAGUCUCGGGAGAGUUAAUUAUUCUACAGUGGAGACGGUCUCAGUCGUCGAAAUGUCUGAGAUUACUGUCGUGCAACUCCGUAAUCGGUUCCGACCGUGGACAGGACCUGUCGAGAGAGGAGCGAACUGUUCCGACCGAACGGGUUCCUUCCCGACCCGAGAAACAGAAACGGGUGUGUAAAGUCGUAUUGGACCGUUUUGACCAACAGUACGGUCAGGAACUUGGCCCCCUAUGGCCGUCUGCAAGGGCUGUGUUGUUGAACCCUGGGUGCUGGCAGUAUGGAGUGAUGCUCAACCGUUUUGCUGCGGUGUCAGAGGUCAAACAACGCCUCCAAGGGCAAGGCUUCGUCAGCCUACUGCCCCACACAGACCUGCCUCUUAACUCCUCUCUCCCCCAGCCUCACCCUACCUCUCCCACCCAGCCUAGCUCCAUCUCUCACCCCAGCCCUCACCCUACCUCUCCCACCCAGCCUAGCUCCAGCCCUCACCCUACCUCUCCCACCCAGCCCAGCUCCAUCCCUCACCCCGGUCCUCCUCCCUCCCUGCAGUGUUUCAUCCACCCCUCCCCAGUGCGUUACCCCUCUCCUCCUCACCGCCAGGGCCAGUUGAAACCCUACUACCUGAUGAAUGCUGCCUCCCUGCUGCCUGUCUUAGCCCGGGUAGAGGAGGGGGACAGGGUCCUGGAUCUCUGCUCGGCUCCUGGAGGGAAGGCCUUGGCUAUACUACAGACUGCUGACCCAGCUCUGUUGUGUUGUAAUGAAAUGGACCCACACCGACGUGAUUGGCUGGCCAAAACCCUGGAAUCCUUCAUCCCCCAAUCGCUGAGCAGCACUGUCACCGUGUCCAAUCAGGAUGGACGGAUCUUUGGGCAGAGUGAAGCCGGAAUGUAUGACAAGGUUCUGCUGGAUGCUCCAUGUUCUAAUGAUCGUAGCUGGCUGUUCUCUGGUCCAGGAGGGGAGCAGCAUGGAGCUGUGAGGCUGAGGGAGAGGGCCAGGCUGCCCACACUACAGACACAACUGCUCAGGUCUGCGCUGGCUGCGGUGCGUCCGGGGGGCGUGGCCGUCUACUCCACCUGCACGUUGUCCCGCUCUGAGAACCAGGAAGUGGUGGAGGCGGUCCUAAACACCUGUCCAGGGGUGGAGCUUCAAGACCUGGAGGAGGAGCUAGCCCUUCCGCUCCAGGAACACUUCACCUUCACCCCGUUAGGCCACACCCCCUCGUUAGGCCUCCUUGUUGUUCCACAGCAGGGUCAGACCUGGGGACCAAUGUUCCUGUCGCGCAUCAAGAGGAUUCACUGAUUGGUUGAUUUUCUCGCUGACUUCCAGUCACGCAUUAAGAGGACUCGCUGACUUCCUGUCACGCAUUAAGAGGACUCGCUGACUUCCUGUCACGUAUCAAGAGGACGAAAUGACUGAGCAUGUCAGACGCUGAGGCUGGUCUUCGAUGGAUUCCACAAUGCAACAUGUUUUCAUGUGACGGCUACUGCUAACGAGCUAACUCUCUAGGGCUGUGUUCCAAAUGCCACUCUAUAUAUAGCACACACAAGUAGUGCACUAUAUAGGGAAUAGGGUGCUAUUUAGGAAGCACCCUUGGUUUCACACGCUCUUUGCCCGUGGUCCUAUCUGGCAUCAAGAAGACCCACUGAACUCUUAAAUCAAGGUUAAAUAAAGGUUAAAUCCCGAUGACCUCU